This is a messenger RNA of Chinchilla lanigera (long-tailed chinchilla), 1336 nucleotides long. It is a transcript of the gene Eras, whose product is annotated as ES cell expressed Ras. Gene Ontology annotation, cellular component: plasma membrane. Gene Ontology annotation, molecular function: GTPase activity; GTP binding; GDP binding. Lineage: Eukaryota; Metazoa; Chordata; Mammalia; Rodentia; Chinchillidae. The record is from RefSeq and is a predicted model, not a curated record. Gene Ontology annotation, biological process: Ras protein signal transduction.
ACUGGGUGAACUUUAUGGACUAUAAAUUAUAUCUUAAUAAAGCUGCCUGAAAAAUCCUGCCUUGGGGCUGAGAGGAUAGCUGAGUGGUAGACAACCCCAUCACCUGGUCCCAGGAUUCUCAGCAAAAGAAAAAUCUCCCCUUCACAAAGUUGCUCUUAUAGAAGGAAGCGGGGAGAGCAACAAAAAUAAUGCAUGUUUUGUGCCUGUCCUCUAGAAGGAAGUUAGAAGGUGAUCAGCACACAAUAGGUGCUCAUAAAUGUUGACUCAGUGCCGCCUGUCCCUUCACCCCCCAGUUUGCCCCGACCUCUCUCCACUUUGUCUUUCUUCGCUCCUUACUGGCAGAACUGGCUGUUUAUAUCUCUUCCCUGAAUUGCCUGUUUGGGGCAUGGAGCUGCCACUGCCACUUAGGGACGUCACCAUGAGCCUGGGCACCUGGAGCCCCAGCUCCCAGGAGAGGCAGGAGGCUUCGGUACACAGCAAGGAUGCUGCUGAGAAGCUGCCCGAGUAUGAGGCAGUGGUGGUCGGCACUAGCGGUGUGGGCAAGAGUGUGCUGACCAUCCAGAUGACCCAGCAUUGCCUUGGAGACCAUGACCCCACCAUCCAGGAUUCCUACUGGAAGGAGGUAGCCCUGGACACUGGGGGCUACAUUCUAAAUGUGCUGGACACGGCAGGGCAAGAUACCCACAGGGCCCUGUGGAACCAGUGCCUGGCGGCUGGGGAUGACGCACUGGGUGUCCGUGCUCUUGAUGACCCCUCGUCUCUGGACCAGCUACAGCAGACGCGGGACACCUGGGGCCUUUGCCACACCCAACGCCUCAUCCUGGUGGGCAACAAGUGUGACCUUGUGACCACUGCUGGAGAGGCGCACGCCGCUACUGCUGCCCUCGCCCGAAGAUGGGGGGCCCCCUUCGUGGAGCCCUCAGCCAAGACACGGCAGGGUGUGGAGGAAGCCUUUUCCCUGCUCAUCCAUGAGACCCAGAGGGUCCAGGUGGCCAUGGCAGAGGCAGGGCGGAAGCGGACCCAGCACCGGAAGGCUGUGUCUAGCUGUGGCUGCUCUGCGGCCUGAAGAUCUUGGUCAGAAAAAGCAGCCCUCCCCCAGGCCAGUGUGGGGUUCCCUUGACGAGAGACACCUCAGGAACUUAGGAAGGUGAGCCCACCGCUGCUGGUUGGGGAUAGAUGACACCUUUCUUCCUUUCAUUUGGUGAGGAGCUUUUUGGUGACAUGGGGGUGUCUAGGGUUGCCUGUGUCAUGUCAACUUAGAGUCUGUGCAAGAUUAAGUAAAUGAAGCUUUCAGUUUCAAAGCUGCCUCUAUGCUGGGUGUCAUGUGGGUGGGAGC